AUGAAUUGCCAUAUUCUACUGCUCGUAUCUCUGACAGUUACAGUAACCGCCAACUAUGAAAACAAACUGAUUAUUGAUCUUGCCCCUCCGCCGCCACGGCGAACGACUCGAGGCCCAGCUAGGGAUGAAGGCGGAAUUAUAAAUGAGGUAGCAUAAUAUUUAACUUUUUUUUGAGCUUACGCAAUAUAAUAUGCUCAAAGCUGAAAAUAGAAUCUGUGGAUACUGUGAUCCUAUAAGAGUACUGUAUUCUCAAUGCGUUUCAUGCCAACUAUGCCGAUAAGAAUAUCCUAUCAUAAACAAUAUUUCAGGUUAAAGAAAUAGUGUAUCGAAUGGAGCACGUUUUCAACGAUCGAAUAAAGAACCUAUCUGAUGUAAGUUAAUAUAAAAUGUUUUUAUCGUAAAAUACAAGUGUUUUUUCGGCAUUUUUGAUUUCGUUUUAUACAACUUCAGCGUGUCAGUCGAUUGGAAAACCGCCAGAUCUUGCAAGACGAUCAGCAUAUCGACUGGAAGCCUUUAGGGACAAGUGGAAAGAAAAUUAAAGUAUUUUCCUCAGAAUCGACCUGGUCCGAAGCCAAAAGAACGUGUGUAGCUCACGGUGGAAAGUUAUUAGAAAUUCAAUCUGAUAACGAAAAUCGAAAAAUCACAGGUAAAUUUGAAUAUUCAUGGCAUGAUUUAUCCCGCCCGGAUGAUCUACUCCCUGAGGACGAAUUUGAAAACCCGUUUUUUAUUUUUACAACUGGUUUAUUUUACGGUAGUUUGUUUAGAAUACCUGCAAAACUUUGACUCAACGUUAUUCUGGAUUGACGCACAAAUUACUGUAUCUCUUCGGCUACCGACCGGUCGAUAUCAGAAUUUCCAAAACGAUUCGACUGGUAAGGACUGUACGGCUUUAAACAUAAUGGGUAAAUGGACCCGAAUGGAAUGUUCAGAACGUCACGGAUUCGUUUGCCAAUUUUAA
Messenger RNA from Bursaphelenchus okinawaensis, 958 nucleotides. The record is from the annotation of a GenBank genome assembly. NCBI's taxonomy places the organism in Eukaryota, Metazoa, Nematoda, Chromadorea, Rhabditida, Aphelenchoididae.